GACCCCAUCUAAAAUCAUCUAAACAUCUAUUUUAGACAACUUGCGGUUUAUGCCGUGCCACCAUGUGCCACCCAAUCUCAAAGCACUGUGACAUGCCUGUAAACCCUGGAAGUCCAAAUGACUCUUCUUGCCUGAACAAUACGAGUUCGUGGAAAGUUCUGGGACAACCAUCAAAGGAGCUGGUCAUGGCACGUCAUAGCCGACCGCACCGGGGCCGGGUCCCGAGGAUCUUGAGUGACUUCAUUGGACGGAAGAAGGUGCUCUUUAUAGCCCUCAUGGGUGGCGCAGCAGGCUCCGCCUUGCAGGGUGUGGCCAUUGCGUACACUUGGCCCUUUUGGGCCUUCCUGACGGUCCGUGGCGUCGCGGGCAUGUUCAGCGGGAUCGUGCCCACGGUGAAGGCCUACAUCGUGGACACCUUUCGUAGCGAGGACGUCCCGAAGGUCUUAGCCUAUCGGGAAGCCGCAGGCACCGGCGCGUUCAUCCUGGGCCCGGCGCUCGGCGGCUUCCUGGCCGCGCGGUUCCUGUCGGCGCCGAUGUUCUUCUCGGCGCUGGCAAGCAGCGGCGCGGCGCUGCUGUGCCUCCACGUGCUACCGGAGCCCAGGACUCCACCCAUUGCCAAGGCCAAGAGCCAAACAGCAGGAGAAAGCCGAUGGCAACCUUGGCGCGCAGUGCCAUUGUUCUUCCUGUCCUUCAUUUGGGCGUGUUCCAGGACUUGCUUCCAUUCCUAUUUCCCUCUCUUGCUCGCCCGACGCUUCGCUUUGCCCUUGGCGCGGCUCGGUGCGGUCUUGACGGCUAUCUCCUUCUUGGUGGCCAUGGUUCAGAUUGGUGUUUUUGAGCGUUGUCGCCGGAGAUACGGCCUAGAGAAGACCGUGCUUUUGGGCUACUUGUUGGUCGUCAUCGGCCUCGGAAGCCUAGUGACGUGGCCUGACAGCAGCUCCCUGCCACAGAUCUUUGCCUCUGCCGCCGUGUACGGCGCAGGCUCCGCGCUCGUGUCCCCCGCGCUGCCGGCGCUGCUGGUGCGCUUCGCCCCGAAGGGGCGCACCGGUGCGAUCCUGGGCAUCGACUCGGCGAUCGUGAACUUCGGCCGGAUCGUGGCGCCCUCCCUGUUCGGCGUGUUCCUCUUCAGCGACUACGCCAAGCUUUGCUUGGGUCCUGCACGGGUGGCGACCGCUGCAGGUCUCGUGGCCUUCGUCCUGGCCGCGAAGGAGGGACGGGCCGCGGAGGGGGCGGAUGGGACGAAGCGCAGUGGGUGAGGCGAGAAAUCAUGGGAAGCUUGACGGGCUUGGCUUCAGGGAAGUGAUAGUUAC
Messenger RNA from Durusdinium trenchii, 1307 nucleotides. Lineage: Eukaryota; Dinophyceae; Suessiales; Symbiodiniaceae. The record is from the annotation of a GenBank genome assembly.